Branchiostoma floridae (Florida lancelet) is the source of this 4155-nucleotide messenger RNA. Its product is annotated as phosphatidylinositol 4-kinase beta-like. The coding region runs from base 437 to 3058 and encodes 873 amino acids. Gene Ontology annotation, molecular function: 1-phosphatidylinositol 4-kinase activity. The transcript has 17 exons. Lineage: Eukaryota; Metazoa; Chordata; Leptocardii; Amphioxiformes; Branchiostomatidae. The record is from RefSeq and is a predicted model, not a curated record. Gene Ontology annotation, cellular component: cytoplasm; membrane. Gene Ontology annotation, biological process: phosphatidylinositol-mediated signaling; phosphatidylinositol phosphate biosynthetic process.
CUCAAUUUUUCUGCUUUUGAGAUGAAUAUUGAUUCACAAAAUCAUCCUAGUAUAAAGUAUAGUUGUUGUAGGAGUAGUAUCUUUGUACGAAGAAUAUAAAAUCACGAGAAAAUAACACAUCACAACUAGAUACGGUGUCCGUGUAACCUCCUAGAGAGCCUUUAGGGGUGGACGUGCCACUGCGAAGGCUAGCCCGUACACAGGACGGCUAGUUGCAGGCGGAUUGCAGCUGACACAGGCGGGUCCCAGGGAAAAUCUGGCCGUAGAUGUAGCUUCCAUCUCCCGAUCACAUAGUCUGCAAAAUCACGAAGCUAACCAGAAAUCCAUAUGACACAGAAAUGAGCAACAGUGACAACUGCCAGAGACAGCAAUAGUAGUUUUGACCAAUCCAUGUUUUGAGUCAGGAUCGAGUCUGUACGAACUCACACACAUCACCAUGGCAGACGUACGCGAACAGGACUGUCCCAAAAAACUCCCCGCGGUCACAAAAGAAACGCAACACGACAACACCAGUCAGAACAACAACCGGCACAGCGAGGAAAAUCAUCAGAGCGCGCAACAGAUCGCCAAGUCGUCGUUGGCGCAAAACUCCGGCGAUUCCGACAAUCCGAGCAAAACAGGAAGUAUAGAAGAGAGCGUAACAUGUCAAUGCGGCGGCGAUCCAACCAAUCAAGAAGUAGUACAAGCGAACGGCGCGGAAUUUUCCGCCAAAAAAGCGACGAAUCUACACCUAGAGUUGGACCUAGCCACAGCGAUUAUAAACAAACACAAGGAAAGCACAAGACAUUCGAGAAGUAAAGAAGACGCAGUACCGUCCCCUAAGCAGUCUUGGCUCCUGAGACUGUUUGAGUCUAAGAUGUUUGACAUGUCCAUCGCCAUAUCUUAUCUGUAUAAUUCUAAGGAGCCAGGAGUACAGGCAUAUAUUGGGAACAAGAUGUUCAGUUUUAUAGAAGAGGAUGUGGACUUCUACCUGCCUCAACUGUUAAACAUGUACAUUCACAUGGGGGAGGAUAUGGCCGAUGCACUGCACCCGUACAUAGUGGCAAGGUGUCGAGGAGGCAUUAACUUCUCACUUCAGUCGUCAUGGUUACUGGGAGCUUUCUCGGCCGAUGCUAGACGACACUCAAGGGGUAUCAAGUUGCGUAAGCUGAUACUGUCGGAGGAACUACGCCCCGUCCGUACCAAACGAGAGGUCCUGAGGCUCCCGAGUCCGACAAGUCCGACAACUUCUCCCACAAAACGCACGCAUCAGCGCUCGCGCUCAGACUUCGCUGCAGCCGCCCUGCCCAGUAUCAAGCGCAGUAACAGCAUCAGCAAGGUCACCACGGGCGACCUCACCACGGGCCGCGCCUUCGACUCAGGCUGUACCUGCUUCGACAGCUCCAUGGGCGUCAUGAACGACCUGUUCGGGAAACCCACGGAGUGCGUGUGCAAUGCCCCCCGGCUGCAGCCCAUGCGGGAGUUCAUCAACGCCCUGAUGGCCAUCGGCAGCAGACUGCAGGGACUGGCAACCAGGGAACUCAGAACCUCCCGGUUGUAUGCAGAGCUGUCGUUACUGAACUUGAACUUGCCCGCCCGGGUCUGGCUGCCGUGCCACCCCCCGCAACAUCACGUGGUGCGGAUACCACACUCAGCAGCUGUCGUGCUCAACUCUAAAGACAAAGCUCCAUACCUGAUCUAUGUGGAGGUUCUGGAGUGUGAAAAUGCCAACACCUGUCCUGUUCCUACCAAGAUUCUGGAGAACACACUCAGGUAUACGAGAUCGGAGGAGAACCUCCAGGAGUAUUUCAACUCGGACAGUCCGGUCCACGCCUUCACGGUCCACCCCAACUUCGACCAAGACGAUGACUGUUGGUCACAGGAUGACAUCGACCUGCAGCUGCAGUACGGAGACACACAGUUGGAGUUAGACAGGGACGAGCAUGAUGAAACAGUCCAAAGCAGCCCAGGAAUCGUCAGUAGUGACGAAGACACAAAAACUGACGAAGCUAAACCUACGCAAAAGAAAAUAGGGUAUUAUAAUCAGAAAUCGGUGUCCAGCGACAGCGUGUCGCAGUUUUCGAUCGAGAGCUCAACGAGUAACGACAGCAGAGAGCCGCAGUACAUCGCAGCCGCGGACGUCAGAAGAAGGCUGUCUGAAAACCUGACGACUCCUCCGACCAAGUUCAAGCGUGAUCCAGAAGACCCGUCGGCAGCGGCUCUCAAGGAACCCUGGGAAGAUAAGGUCCGCAGAAUCCGCGCCACGUCUCCGUACGGACACUUCCCGAACUGGCGUCUUCUGUCCGUCAUCAUCAAGUGCGGAGACGACCUGAGACAGGAACUUCUCGCUUUCCAAGUCCUCAAACAACUACAGAACAUCUGGAAGGAGGAGCAUGUUCCCCUGUGGGUCCGUCCGUACCACAUCAUCGUGACGUCAGCCGACAACGGCAUGAUCGAGCCGGUCCUGAACGCGGUCUCCCUGCAUCAGAUCAAGAAGCACUCCCAGCUCUCGCUGUUCAACUACUUCCUGCGCGAGUUUGGAGACACAAACUCGGAGGAGUUCCUCACGGCGCAGAAGAACUUCGUGCAGAGUUCGGCGGCGUACUCCCUGGUGUCCUACCUACUGCAGGUCAAAGACAGACACAACGGGAACAUCCUACUGGACAUGGAGGGUCACGUGAUCCACAUCGACUUUGGGUUCAUCCUGUCCAGCUCGCCGCGAAACCUCGGUUUCGAGAGCUCGCCCUUCAAACUCACUCACGAGUUCGUUGAGGUGAUGGGUGGCCUGAACGGAGACAUGUUUAAGUACUACAAGAUCCUGAUGCUCCAGGGGUUCAUCGCAGCCAGGAAACACAUGGACAAAGUUGUGCAGCUCAUCGAGAUCAUGCAGACAGGUUCGCAGUUGCCAUGUUUUAAGAACGGGGUGAGCACUGUGCGGGGGCUGAGAGAUCGCUUCCACAUGAACCUGACAGAGGAGCAGCUGCAGCUGUAUGUAGACAGCAUGGUGGAGUCUAGCAUCCACUCCCUCACCACCAAGCUUUACGACGGGUUCCAGUACAUCACGAACGGCAUCUUCUAAACAUCCAACACUUUCAUCGCCAAGGGGAUCUUCUGAACAGAUUCAUCAUCAAUGGCAUCUUCUAAAAAAGUUAUUCAUUGGAAUUGGAAUCUUUUUAAACUCCAUAUUUACCAAUGGAAUUCGAAUCUUCUCGAACACUCACAUCACCCAUGGCAUCUUCUGAAAAAAUCUUGACUACAGUCGGCAUCUUCUAAAAAACCUUCAUCAUCAACGGGAUCUUCUGAACAGUUUCAGCACCAAUGGCAUAUUCUAGAAAAGUUUCUUCAGUAUCCACAGCCUGACUACCAAGCUGUAUGAUGGGUUCCAGUACAUCACAAAUGGCAUCUUCUAAACUCUUUCAUCACCAAGUUGAUCUUCUACAAAACUUUUAGUAUCAACGGAACCUUCUAAACAAACCUUAAAUGUCAACAGAAUUUUCUGAACAUUCAACACUUUCAUCGUCAACAUGAUCUUCGGAACACUAUCAUCACAGAAGGAAUCUUCCAUCAUCAACGGCAUAUUCUUAAAAACCUUCAUCAUCAACGGGAUCUUCUGAACAGUUUCAGUACCAAUGGAAUCUUCUACAAAAGUUUCAUCCGUAUCCACUCCCUCACCACCAAGCUGUAUGAUGGGUUCCAGUACAUCACUAACAGAAUAUUCUAAACACUUUCAUCGCCAACGGAAUCUUCUACAAAAGUUUCAUCUCCAGGAUAUCUUUUGAAAAAUUUUUUAUCAUCAAUGGAAUCUUCUUGAAAUCAUUCAGCAUCAAAGGAGUCUCCUAAAAAAACACCCACAGCCUCACAGUAUGACGGAGUCGAGUACAUCACAAACGGAUCUUCUAAAUAACUUUCAUCAUGAACAGUGUACAGCAGGUUCCAGUACAUGGCCAACGGCGUCUUCUAAAAAAAGUUUAUCAUCAACGGAAUCUUCUUAACAUCCAACACUGUCAUCAAUCAUCAACAAUCUUAUCAACAGUUGAAUCUUCUAGAACACUUGCAUCACCAACGGAAUCUUCAAGAAAAAUUUUUAGUAUCAACAGAAUCUUCUGUAUGUAGAAUCAAAACCACCAUACUAUUCAGCUGGAACACUUAACAAUGAUGCCUGAGCUCCUAUCCUUU